This is a messenger RNA of Scutellospora calospora, 894 nucleotides long. NCBI's taxonomy places the organism in Eukaryota, Fungi, Glomeromycota, Glomeromycetes, Diversisporales, Gigasporaceae. The record is from the annotation of a GenBank genome assembly.
CAAAGAUGUCUAUAAAUGAUCCAAAUCGAUUGAAUGCAAAUUAUAACAACAAUAUCCAUCGUCAACCUGGACAACCAGGAGGUGCUCCAAAUGCAAAUCAAUUGAAUAAUUUUGUACAGGGUAAUAAUCAAGUCAAUCCUCAAUUACAAAGAUCUCCAAUACCAGCUAAUAAUUCUCCACAAAAGAUUGGUCAAAAUCCAAUACCAGCUAACAAUCCUCUACAAAACAUUGGUCAAAAUCUAAUAACAGCUAACAAUCCUCCACAAAACAUUGGUCAAAAUCCAAUUCCACUUAAUAUUCCUCGAAACAUUCACCAAAAUCCAAUGCCAGCUAACAAUUCUCCACAGAACAUUGGUCAAAACCCAAUGCCAGCUAACAAUUCUCCACAAGCCAUUGGUCAAAAUCCAAUGCCACUUAAUAUUCCUCGAAACAUUCCUACACAAUCUGCACCAGUUCCGCAUGCUAUGAAUCAGCAAUUCAUUCCUGGAAUUAAUCAACAAUUUCUUGGUCAAAACAUGAGAACUUUACCAAAUCAUGCAAAUAAUUUUCGUCCAGGUUCAGGCGGAAAUCCCCAAAAUACAAAUAGACAAGGGAUGAACCCUCAACUUCAACAAAAUCCACUAGUCCAGCCAUUUACUCAACCUAUUCCAAACAUUCCUUCUCCUCAAAAUAUUACUCCAAACAUUGCUUCAAAUGGUGCACCAAAUUUUAUUCCUAACUCUGGCGGACAAGUCGCAUCUGGUUUUCAACACCAUCAAUUUAAUAACCAAACUCCCAAUAUUGCAUCAAAUCUUUCUGUACAAAUGCAACAACCUCUAAAUUCAAAUUAUAGUGGACCGCAAGAUGCCUCCCCACUUUCAAGUGGGGAAAAGACUCAAUUCCAAAAUUCUAAUG